AUGACAACCAGCCUUGAUCGCCAAAAGGCUCGCCUCGCACAAGCAGGCUACCCUGACCACCUUCUGGUGUCAGUGGCAGAAUCCCUGCUCAAAAAGCCUUCAAGUCACCAACAGAACGCCGCCGCAGCAUUGGGGUCUUCAAGCAGUCUGUCGACUACAGAUGGUGAGAAACCGCGCAAGGGAGAUGUGCUGCACUGCGAGCGGCCAUAUAAAUGUCACAUAUGCCUCAAGUGCUUCUCGCGAGGCAACCAUCUCAAGAAGCACCUGCGCCUUCACACGGGCGAGCGGCCGUAUCAGUGCCCUUUGUGCCCCCGGGCAUUUCAGCAUUCUUCCGACCUGAAAAGACACAUGAGGUUUCAUACAGGCGAGGAGCCAUAUGAAUGUCCCGUAUGCCUCAAGAGCUUCUCACAAAGUUGCAACUUGAAAGACCACCUGCGCACUCACACAGGCGAGCGGCCAUACGAAUGCGACAUAUGCCUCAAGAGCUUCACAACAAACCAUGUACUGAAGGAACACCAGCGUAUCCAUACAGGCGAGCGGCCAUAUAGGUGCCCCACGUGUCCGAAGACCUUUUCAGGAAGGAAGACACUGACGCAGCACCAGCGCAUCCAUACAGGCGAACGGCCGUAUCAGUGCCCUUUGUGCCCUGUGACAUUCACACAGAAAUCCUCCCUCAGAAAACACCAGCAACGUCAGCAUGAACACAAGUGAUCGCAAGUUCUGCUGUUCAAGGCUUUGUGAGUGAUGAGUUGUGUGGGACAUUAAAGCUGUGGCUCUUGUCGUCAGAGCUCGGCUUCCUUUUUGUAGCAGAGCAUCGUUAUACAUGCAGUAAAAUGUACAUCUCAUCAUUCGUUUACUUUAUGCAUGGUGCUUUUUUGCAAUGAGCUUCAUUCACCAGUCGAAUAUUCAGUAUGUUUUAGGCUCUGUGAAAACUUGUCUAUUUGUACUGACGAGCUACCUCACCUCUGCUUUGUCAACUCGAAAUCCUUUGUGUAAGCCAUUCACAAGAAAAUGCAUGAAGACACAUGGACUCCACCUACUGGACCACCAGCUGUCUAUGUGCUUAUUAUGCAAUAAAUAGGGUCUGAAUAUGGAAGUCUACACACUGUGUUCUUCAUGCUUCAUGGCAUUCUAAAGAGUCAGUGAGAAUAAGUGUUAUUGCAGUCACAUUUAUAUGGACACUGCAAGCAAACUCUUGACAUUGACAUGAUGGUUCAAAUACCACGUGCAAAUAGAUCCUGUCACACGUGCUAUACUGUGCGAGUUUGAAGAAAUGCCUGCAAGAAAGUGCACUUUCAUCGUGCACCUGAGCAGCGGGGAUAAGGGGGU
Messenger RNA from Rhipicephalus sanguineus (brown dog tick), 1329 nucleotides. Its product is annotated as zinc finger protein 776-like. Gene Ontology annotation, biological process: regulation of DNA-templated transcription. Gene Ontology annotation, molecular function: RNA polymerase II cis-regulatory region sequence-specific DNA binding; DNA-binding transcription factor activity, RNA polymerase II-specific. The coding region runs from base 1 to 711 and encodes 236 amino acids. The record is from RefSeq and is a predicted model, not a curated record. The transcript is spliced from 4 exons. Lineage: Eukaryota; Metazoa; Arthropoda; Arachnida; Ixodida; Ixodidae.